Molecule: messenger RNA, 573 nt
Organism: Colletotrichum lupini
Lineage: Eukaryota; Fungi; Ascomycota; Sordariomycetes; Glomerellales; Glomerellaceae
Exons: 3
Molecular function (GO): dioxygenase activity
Source: RefSeq, a predicted model, not a curated record
GCGGCUUUGGACCAGAGCAAAGAGCUAUUCUCGCUACCGCUCGAGGUGAAAGAAAAGUAUGAUAAGAAUUUAGGCGGCUUCAAUCGGGGAUACGAACGCUUGCGAUCUCAAAACUUCGAGGCGUUAGCGCAAGGAGAUCUGAAGGAAGGGUACUACUUUGGCAAGGACCUACGUAUCGACAACCCUAAAGUACUCGAGCGCAAAUUCAACCUAGGCCCAAAUAAAUACCCGAAAGACGUCACGGACCCCGUCAAAUUUCGAAAGGUGAUUGACGACUACCACGCCGCCAUGUGCGUUCUCGCCGAGAUCAUCAUCCGUACGCUUUGCGCCACCAUCGGAAAUGACGAUGACUGGGUUUCAGACUUUAUUGACACACCCAUCGCUGUUCUGCGUCUGUUGCAUUACCCGCCUCAGGCCCCAAAUGCCUCCGCAACGGAGCGAGGUAUCGGCGCUCAUACCGACUUUGGGGCCAUAACUAUUCUACUGCAGGAUAUGGUCGGUGGUCUGCAGGUGUGGGAUCGCGCCUCCUCGGAAUGGAUCGACGUCAAACCCACGGAGGUGCUCUCGUCGUGA